AUGGCAUGGGUAAAAUUCUUACGGAAACCUGGCGGCAAUCUUGGAAAAGUUUAUCAACCUGGAAGUAUGCUAUCCCUAGCCCCUACCAAAGGCUUAUUAAAUGAACCAGGACAAAACAGCUGCUUUCUUAAUAGUGCUGUACAGGUCUUAUGGCAAUUGGAUAUAUUCCGAAGAAGCUUGCGGGUUCUAACUGGACAUGUUUGUCAGGGAGAUGCCUGCAUAUUUUGUGCAUUGAAGACAAUAUUUGCAGAAUUUCAACACAGUCGAGAAAAAGCACUUCCCUCGGAUAACAUAAGGCAUGCUCUAGCAGAGAGCUUCAAAGAUGAGCAGCGAUUUCAGUUGGGCCUUAUGGAUGAUGCUGCAGAGUGCUUUGAAAAUAUAUUGGAGAGGAUUCAUUUUCAUAUAGUGCCAAGCAGAGAUGCAGACAUGUGUACCUCUAAGUCUUGUAUCACUCACCAGAAGUUUGCUAUGACUCUGUAUGAACAGUGUGUGUGUCGCAGCUGUGGAGCAUCAUCAGAUCCUCUACCUUUUACAGAAUUUGUGCGGUACAUUUCUACAACAGCCCUGUGCAAUGAAGUAGAAAGAAUGAUGGAAAGGCAUGAACGUUUUAAGCCUGAAAUGUUUGCAGAAUUGCUGCAAGCAGCAAAUACGACUGAUGACUAUAGGAAAUGUCCUAGUAACUGUGGCCAAAAAAUAAAAAUUCGCCGUGUUUUAAUGAAUUGCCCAGAGAUUGUUACAAUUGGUUUAGUAUGGGAUUCUGAGCAUUCUGACUUGACCGAAGAUGUUGUUCGGAAUCUAGCAACACAUCUUUAUCUUCCUGGGCUUUUUUAUAGAGUUACUGAUGAAAAUGCCAAAAAUAGUGAACUUCACCUAGUUGGUAUGAUCUGCUACACCAGCCGACAUUAUUGUGCCUUUGCUUUUCAUACCAAGAGUUCCAAAUGGGUAUUUUUUGAUGAUGCAAAUGUGAAAGAGGUUGGGACGAGAUGGAAGGAUGUGGUCUCCAAAUGUAUCCGAUGCCAUUUCCAGCCACUGCUUUUGUUUUACGCAAACCCAGAUGGCACAGCAGUUUCUACUGAAGAUGCACUUAGGCAGGUCAUCAACUGGUCACAUUAUAAAUCCGUUGCAGAAAAUAUGGGAUGUGAAAAGCCCUCAAUUUAUAAGUUAGAUAAUUCAAAAGAAAAUGGAUUUGGUGAUCAGGCAAAACAGAGAGAAAAUCAGAAAUUUCAAACAGAUAAUAUUUCAUCAUUUAAUCGGAGCCACAUUCAAACAAGUGGCAGUAGAGGACCAGUUAAGUUAAGUCACAGUGAACAAAGGGAAAAAAUAAAAGACAUUUCCAGAGAAUGUGCUUUAAAAGCCAUUGAACAGAGAAACUUACUUUCCUCACAAAGGAAAGAUUUGGAGAGGGGACAAAGGAAAGAUUUGGGCCGACAUAAAGAUUUGGUUGAUGAAGACCUUCCACAUUUCAAGUCUGGAUCACCUCCUGCCCCAAAUGGCUUUAGACAAUAUGGAAACCCACAUCUCUAUCAUAGUCAAGGAAAAGGACCAUGUAAACAUGACCGAGUUGCCCAUCAGAGUCGAGCUUCUGCACAAAUACUGAGUUCAAGUAAAUCCCAGAUUCUUGCCCCAGGAGAGAAAGUAACUGGCAAAGUUAAGAGUGACAGUGGCACUGGAUAUGAUACAGACAGCAGCCAAGAUUCUAGGGAUAAAGGAAGCAGCUAUAGUGGCAGCAGUAAAAGCCGGACCCGAGGUUGGAAACCUAUGAGAGAAACGUUAAAUGUUGAUAGUAUUUUUAAUGAAAGUGACAAAAGACAGCAUAGUCCAAGACAUAAAUCAAAUAUCAGUAACAAACCUAAAUGUAGCAAAGAUCAGAGUUUUAACAACUGGCCAAAAGAAAACCCAAAGCAAAAAUGUUUAAUGACCAUAUAUGAAGAUGAUAUGAAGCAGGAAAUAGGAAGCAGGAGUUCCCUUGAAUCUAAUGGAAAAGGAGCAGAGAAAAAUAAAGGCCUCAAAGAGACUAAAGUUCAUGGUGACAAUUGGCAGAUGCAAAGGACCGAGUCUGGAUACGAAAGUAGUGAUCAUGUCAGUAAUGGAUCUGCUAAUUUGGAUUCACCUGUUAUCGAUGGAAAUGGUACAGUAACGGAUAUCAGUGGUGUUAAAGAAACAGUAUCCUGCAGUGACCAGGUAAAGACAAACAACCUAAAUAUAGAAUGUGUCAGCUCUUCCUCCCAGCAGAGCAAAAACUACUUAGAAGGCUUUAGAAGAGAACUCAAGAAUUUGGAAGUAGGCUAUAAAUCUCAUGAGUUCCACCCAGAGUCACAUCUACAAAUAAAAAAUCCUUUGAUGAAAAGGUCACAGAUACGUGAAACCAAUGGAAAGUUAUUCCCUUCAUCAGGUCCACAGAUACUCAAGGACAAUGCAGCAAAAGAGCAUAUCCACCAGUCAGGUGAACAGAAACUUGAAACUCCAAGUGAAUGCAAAUUUUCUGAGUGGCUUAAUACCGAAAAUUCUGAGAGAACAGGUUUAUUUUUUCAUGAUGAUAAUUCUGCUCCUGGAAAGAGAAUGAACAAUAAUGAAGUAGUCUCAUCAUCUUCACUGUGGUCUUCACACAUGAGAUCUGUUGGGGUAAAGCCAGAAACUUCUCCCCUCAUCCAGCAGCAAACUAUGACGGAACAAUGUUGCUCUGAGAACUCUCUGUCCAGGGAACGUAUCAUUCAGUCAACCUGCAGGUCUGAUGGUUGUCAGAUGCCAAAACUUGUUAGCCAUAAUCCACCACCUCCUUUGCCACCAAAGAAAUAUGCUAUAACCAGUGUGCCACAGUCAGAGAAAAAUGAUCCCACACCUAAUGUAAAACUUACAGAGAUGUUUAAAGCUAAUUCUUCUAGUCUUCCAAAGCACAGUUUAAAUUUGGAUUCAGAACCAGGUUCAGAAGUAGGUACGUAUAUGAAUGAUCAAAGACUUAAGGAAACAUUUCAAAUAAAAGAGCAUGUUGGCAACACAUCAAACUACCUGUCAAGCUUUUCAACUAAAGAUUUUCAGGCAGACUUGGGUACAGUUGUUGAUACAUUUUGCCAACCAGAAAUAGACUCUAGUUCUAUCUGUCCAAAUGAGACCAUUUCAUUAACUACCUAUUUUUCAGUUGAUAGCUGCAUGACUGAUACAUACAGACUGAAAUACCAUCAGAGACCCAAGCUCUGUGUUCCAGAAAGCGGUGACUUUUGUAAUGAUCAUGCAAUAUCUCAGAGUGAAAGAGGGCUAGCACCUGUGUUACACAACAGUCUUGGUUCAAACUGCCCUUCUGAGCAGAGAUACAAACCUAGUAUACACUGUAAUAGAUAAGUGAUGAAACUGGUAAGCUUAUACUUCUCAGAGGCCGUGAAAAUAUAAUAGGAAUUGACUGACGAAACCUGGUGAUACAUGAAACUAAAACCGUGGCAUUUUUAAAGUCAUUAAUCACUUUAAUUUUCUAUAUAUAUUUUUUAUUUUGUGAUCAAUUUAUUGGAUAUUUUAGAAAUUCCCUUUGAAUAGUCUUGGCGUGCCUGCAAAACAGAAAAUCAGAAGGUAUGCAAAAAGUCACUGCUGCAGUUGAAUAAAAAUGUAAUUUGUUCCUUUAUAUGUGGCUAGUAGACCCAUAAGUAUUAAACUAACCAGUACACACAUUUGUAGAUUGGUAAACUAUGCUAAUUGAAAAAUACCAGGUGAUACAUAGUUUGUGUAGUCAAAGCAGUAUUUGCUUUAUGAAGAAGCACUUUCUUUCUAAUGGGUAACCAACCAAAAGAGGGCUUCACCCAUUUGUUUUUGACUUCUGUGAUAGUCUACUACCUAUGAUCCCUUUAAGUGUCUUAAAAAAUAGCAACCCAUGAAAUUGAUAGCAUUUGUGGGGGGAGCCUUAAUGAUAAAGCAGCUUUUAAAUUCUUAAGGUCAGAACAGAAGAAACUUAAUUUUGCUCCUAGAACUUUAAUCUUCAUAAUGCCUCGUUAACAUAAAUUAGGACUUUGACUGUUGUAUCAUAAACUUACUUCAGCCAUGUAAGCUAAAAAUAAGUGAAAUUCUUAACGUUAGUAUAUUUAUUUGUUACAUUUUUUUCUAAUUUUAUAUGAGAUGUGAAAGGUUUUAUUUUCGUUUGGUUUAUUUUGGGCUGCUAAUAACCAGUGUUAGGAAUUUAACUUAAGGCCCACUGGGGAUGUCACUGUGACUGCCUAAAUUUUCCCUGCUAUCAUCUUAACCUCUCUUUAUAGGUCGUCAACCCAUUUUAAUGAUUUUCAGAUUCUUGAAUCCGAGUACUUCUGGGUUCCAGAUUCAAUUUCUACUUUCAUAUAGAGGGUUUAAUUUUAAUGAAAUGUAUUAAUUUGAGCAUCCCUCCCAUUUUUCUAAACAGUCAUUUUACCCUACUUUCACGGGGAGGGCUUUUUUUUUUAAAUAAAGAAAUUUUCCAUUAUCAUUAUGACCUUAUAAAUGCAAUUAAGUUACAUUAAUUGCUUUAUUU
Messenger RNA from Odobenus rosmarus divergens (Pacific walrus), 4483 nucleotides. RefSeq names its product ubiquitin specific peptidase 53 (gene USP53). The record is from RefSeq and is a predicted model, not a curated record. Gene Ontology annotation, biological process: sensory perception of sound; response to auditory stimulus; protein deubiquitination. Gene Ontology annotation, cellular component: cell-cell junction. NCBI's taxonomy places the organism in Eukaryota, Metazoa, Chordata, Mammalia, Carnivora, Odobenidae. Gene Ontology annotation, molecular function: cysteine-type deubiquitinase activity. The coding region runs from base 1 to 3336 and encodes 1111 amino acids. The transcript is spliced from 15 exons.